Messenger RNA from Osmerus eperlanus (European smelt), 945 nucleotides. Its product is annotated as relaxin receptor 2-like. The transcript has 5 exons. Gene Ontology annotation, molecular function: G protein-coupled peptide receptor activity. Lineage: Eukaryota; Metazoa; Chordata; Actinopteri; Osmeriformes; Osmeridae. Gene Ontology annotation, cellular component: plasma membrane. Gene Ontology annotation, biological process: hormone-mediated signaling pathway; activation of adenylate cyclase activity; adenylate cyclase-activating G protein-coupled receptor signaling pathway. The annotation marks the transcript as partial. The record is from RefSeq and is a predicted model, not a curated record.
UCUACAGGUGCUGACUGCCUAAUGGGCGUGUAUCUGUUCUUCGUCGGUGUGUUCGAUAUGAAGUACAGGGGGCAAUAUAACCGCAACGCUCUGAUGUGGAUGGAGAGCAUCGAGUGUCGAACCAUCGGCUUCCUGGCCAUGCUCUCCUCAGAGGUGUCAGUUCUCUUGCUGACCUACCUGACCAUGGAGAAGUUCCUGGUCAUCGUCUUCCCCUUUAGCCACCUGCGGCCUGGAAAGUUCCAGAUUGUGGUGGUGCUGGUGUCCAUCUGGCUGCUGGGCUUCGUGAUCGCAGCCGUGCCCCUCAUGAACGAGGACCUGUUUGGGAACUAUUACGGCCGUAACGGGGUCUGCUUUCCCCUGCACUCAGACAGGCAGGAGAAGCCAGUGGCGGAGGGAUACUCCACGGGCAUAUUCCUGGGUCUGAACCUGGUAGCGUUCCUGGUGAUCGUGUUCUCCUACUCCAGCAUGUUCUACUCCAUCUACAACACGGGCAUCAACGCCACCGACGUGAGGAGCCGUCUCCAUAGAGACGUCGCCGUGGCCAACCGCUUCUUCUUCAUCGUGUUCUCGGACGCCCUCUGCUGGAUCCCCAUCUUCCUCGUCAAGAUCCUGUCUCUGCUGGAAGUGGAGAUUCCAGGCUCCAUCUCGUCCUGGGUGGUGAUCUUCAUCCUGCCCAUCAACAGCGCCCUGAACCCCAUCCUCUACACCCUGACCACCAGCUUCUUCAGGGAGCAGGUGGACGUGUUGCUGUGCCGCUGGCAGAGGAGGUCCGCCCUGAAGAAGGAUCGCAAGAGCGUCACCUCCUCCACCAUCUACGCGGAGGCCUUGCGGCAUGGGUACUUUGAGCCCCCCUCCUGCCCCCCCCGCAUCUCCCUGACAGACAUGGAUCCCCGGUACGGGUGAGGGCGGUGGGAGGUGGACGGAGAGGGGUAUAAGGUGAAGGCG